ACUUCUUUCUGUCCUAAAAAGACAACAACAAUAACUAGUCAGACAGUUCACGCAAUAACAGGAACCUACUUGUACUGCCUUUGACGUGUAGACUUCCUCUUCUUCAUUCCUCAAUCUCUCCUCGAUUCAUCUCUCUCCCUCUCUAUAAUCCCUCUCAAAUCUCUCUGCAACCUCUCUCUCUCUCUCUCCCUCUCUCCCUCUCUCCUGUAUAUACUUGGUUAAUAUUGUUUUAUUUUUGGGUUGAAAAUGGAGGUUUCAUCUUCUUCAUAUUCACAACCACUUUGUCUUCACUUUCCACCACCGCAUCACCGCCGCGUCUCAGCCAGAUUCAACCCCCACAAAGCGCAGGGCCCUCUUUUUAUAUCCCCAAACUACCCUUUUGCCAGUUCUUGCUCAACUUCUAGUUCUUGCUCAUCUUUGUUUGGGAACACCUUGAAUUAUGUGUCUAUAGGGGUUUAUAAGCCCAGCCCACCUCUCAAAAAGAGAUCUUUCGAGGUUGUGUGUGGGGUUUUUGAGAGGUUUACUGAGAGAGCAAUCAAAGCUGUGAUGUUCUCUCAGAAAGAAGCCAAGGGUUUAGGCCAAAAAAUGGUGUUCACGCAGCAUCUGUUGUUGGGGUUGAUUGCGGAGGAUCGGUCUCCUUUGGGGUUUUUAGGAUCUGGUGUUACAAUUGAGAAGGCUAGAGAAGUUGUUAGAGAGGUUUGGAGUGAUGAAAUUGGUGAUCAGAAGGAUAAUGUGAAAGGGGGAAGUGGUAAUAAGGCUGAUUCAUCGAGCUCUGCUACAGAUGUUCCGUUUUCUGUUAGCACGAAGAGGGUGUUUGAGGCUGCGGUGGAGUAUUCGAAGAAUAUGGGGUAUCAUUUUAUUGCUCCGGAGCAUAUUGCUAUAGGAUUGUUUACGGUUGAUGAUGGUAAUGCUGGCCGUGUACUAAAGAGAUUAGGGGUAAACGCAAAUGAUUUGGCAACAGUAGCCGUUUCUAGGCUGCAAGGAGAGCUUGCAAAAGAUGGUAGAGACCCACCCACUCCAUCUAAACGAAUGCGCGAGAAAUCAGUUCCUGGAAAGGUCACUAUUGACAGAUCAUCUGAAAAGGCUAAAGAUAAAAGUGCUUUGGCCCAAUUCUGUGUUGAUCUUACUGCUCGUGCUAGUGACGGACUCAUUGAUCCAGUGAUUAGUCGGGAAACUGAAAUUCAGAGAAUCAUUCAAAUCCUUUGCAGAAAAACAAAAUGCAAUCCCAUUCUUCUUGGUGAAGCUGGGGUUGGAAAAACUGCUAUUGCUGAAGGGCUGGCAAUAAAUAUUUUGGAGGGAAAUGUUCCUGAAUUUCUCUUGACAAAGAGAAUAUUGUCAUUAGAUAUAGGUCUACUAAUCUCAGGAGCAAAAGAGAGGGGAGAGCUAGAGGGACGUGUAACUACUUUGCUGAAGGAAAUAAAAGAGUCAGGCAAAGUUGUUCUUUUCAUAGAUGAAGUGCACUCACUAAUUGGAUCGGGAACAGUUGGUAGAGGUAACAAGGGGUCUGGUCUUGACAUCGGCAAUCUUUUGAAACCAUCACUUGGGAGAGGUGAAAUACAGUGUAUUGCAUCUACAACUAUGGAUGAAUACCGGAUGCAUUUUGAGAAGGAUACAGCCUUGGCACGACGAUUCCAGCCAGUGCUGAUAAAUGAACCAAGCCAGGAGGAUGCUGUGAAAAUUCUCUUGGGCCUGCGUGAAAAGUAUGAAGUGCAUCACAGAUGUAGAUAUACAUUGGAGGCAAUUAAUGCUGCUGUGAUGCUUUCGGCAAGAUAUAUUCCUGAUAGGCAUCUUCCUGACAAAGCUAUUGAUCUUAUUGAUGAGGCGGGAAGCAAAUCGCGUAUGGAAUCCUACAAGAGAAGAAAAGCACAAGAAAUUCAUAUACUUACAAAGUCACCAGAUGAUUACUGGCAAGAGAUUAAAGAAGUUCAUGCCAUGCACGAAGUGGUUCUGGAGGGUAAAAGAAACAACUUGGAUGAAGCAUCCAGCAUGGAAGAUGACACCAAGCUUAAUCUGGAGCAGUCUGUAGCUAUGAGCAAUGAUGAUGAGUCAGUAGUCGGACCUGAUGAAAUCGCUGUAGUGGCUUCACUUUGGUCUGGGAUUCCUGUUCAGCAGCUCAAUGCUGAUGAAAGAAUGCUCUUGGUUGGUCUUGAAGAGAUGCUUAGGAAACGGGUCAUUGGUCAAGAUGAAGCUGUUGCUGCUAUUUCUCGAGCUGUUAAGAGAUCCCGUGUCGGCCUAAAAGAUCCUGAUAGGCCAAUUGCAGCAAUGCUUUUCUGUGGUCCAACUGGUGUUGGCAAAACAGAACUGACAAAAGCUUUGGCACAGUGCUAUUUUGGUUCUGAGGACGCAAUGCUAAGGCUCGACAUGAGUGAGUAUAUGGAGAGGCAUACAGUUAGCAAGUUGAUUGGCUCACCCCCAGGAUAUGUAGGCUACGGAGAGGGAGGCACUCUUACGGAGGCCAUUAGAAGGCGCCCUUUCACAGUUGUGUUGCUUGAUGAAAUUGAAAAAGCACAUCCAGAUAUAUUCAAUAUACUUCUCCAAUUGUUUGAAGAUGGUCACCUUACAGAUUCGCAGGGCCGAAGGGUAUCUUUUAAGAAUGCAUUAGUGGUGAUGACCUCUAAUGUGGGUUCUGCGGCCAUUGCGAAAGGUAGACAAAAUUCUAUAGGAGGUUUCUUUCAUGCUGAUGAUGAUGAGUCAGCUUCAUAUGCUGGAUUGAAAUCACUGGUGAUGGAAGAACUUAAGUCCUACUUCCGCCCUGAGUUACUCAACAGAAUAGAUGAAGUAGUUGUAUUCCGUUCAUUGGAAAAGACUCAGCUGCUCGAGAUACUGGAUAUUAUGUUGCAAGAGGUGAAGAAAAGGCUCUUAUCUCUUGGAAUUAAUUUAGAGGUGUCUAAAGCAACAUUGGACCUAAUAUGUGAACAAGGAUAUGACCGGAGUUAUGGUGCACGGCCACUUAGGAGGGCCGUUACUCUUUUAGUUGAGGAUCCCUUGAGUGAAGCAAUUCUUUCGGAAGAAUAUAAGCCUGGCGAUACAGCCAUUGUUGAUCUGGAUGAUUCAGGAAAUCCUGUUGUUACUAACAAAUCCAAUCAAAACUUACAGAUAACUGAUACAAAAUCGUUCUUGUAGGUCAUAGGUCAUCAAAAUCCGAAAAUAAUCUAAUCUAGUAUAUAUAUACCUUGUACAGCUGAGUACAUAAUGUGCAUUGUAGCCUUGUAGUCAAGUUAUUAAAUGUAUAAAUGAUAAAAUUAUUCUUCACACCAAUUUUAAGGUUUGGAGACCAAA
This is a messenger RNA of Daucus carota subsp. sativus, 3279 nucleotides long. Its product is annotated as chaperone protein ClpD, chloroplastic. The coding region runs from base 247 to 3123 and encodes 958 amino acids. The record is from RefSeq and is a predicted model, not a curated record. Gene Ontology annotation, biological process: cellular response to heat. The transcript is spliced from 12 exons. Gene Ontology annotation, cellular component: cytoplasm. Gene Ontology annotation, molecular function: ATP hydrolysis activity; ATP binding. Lineage: Eukaryota; Viridiplantae; Streptophyta; Magnoliopsida; Apiales; Apiaceae.